Brettanomyces bruxellensis is the source of this 897-nucleotide messenger RNA. RefSeq lists its product as uncharacterized. The record is from RefSeq and is a predicted model, not a curated record. Gene Ontology annotation, molecular function: phospholipid scramblase activity. Lineage: Eukaryota; Fungi; Ascomycota; Pichiomycetes; Pichiales; Pichiaceae. Gene Ontology annotation, cellular component: plasma membrane. The transcript has a single exon. Bases 1 to 897 code for a protein of 298 amino acids. Gene Ontology annotation, biological process: plasma membrane phospholipid scrambling.
AUGGGCCGGUCGAACGGAUACAGAAAUGUAUAUGGAAAUAAUCCUGGAAAUGGUACUUCACAGGCAGAAUAUCAGGCACAACCGAUAUUCACAGACAACCCAAAUGGAAUAAUCGGGACUUCUGAUCCUGUCACACAGAUUCUCAAUCAGCCAACUAUCGUUAUUCAGAGGCAGAUUGAAUUCAUGAACUUGUUUCUUGGGUUUGAGCAAGCAAAUAAGUAUUCGGUGAUGGAUUCAAUGGGAAAUCAGAUCGGAUGGCUCAUUGAGAGAGACUUCGGUAUAGGCAAGGCCAUAAUGCGGCAGGUAUAUCGUCUUCAUCGACCAUUUACUGUUGACUUGUUGGAUAACAACGGAAACUUGUUGCUGACUAUUAGAAGACGCUUUAGUAUCAUCAACUCGCACAUUAAAGCCAUUCUUCCUAACGUGAGAUCUCCCAACGAUCCAGAUGGAAUUGUUGUUGGCGAAUCUGUGCAAAGUUGGCAUCUAUGGAGGCGUAGGUACAAUUUAUUCGGACGGGGUACUGGAUACGAAAAUCCAGUUGGUGCAAACCAGGACGAGGAAAGCUUUAUACAGUACGGAAAGAUUGACAGUGGCUUUCUAAGCUGGGAUUUUCCGGUUUACAACAGAGAUAAGGAGGUUGUUGGUGAUGUGUCACGGAAUUUCGGUGGUCUUUUCAGGGAGAUGUUUACCGAUACUGGUGUGUACAUUGUGAGAAUGGAUCCAAUCAGCUUUCAGGGAAUGGAGAACUAUUAUGGCCAAAUAUCGAACCGCUCGUUAACGUUAGACCAGAAAGCUGUGAUGUUGGCAAAUGCUGUUUCAAUUGAUUUCGACUACUUCAGCCGGCACUCAUCUCAAAACUCCAGCUUUUUCAUGAUUGGUGGAGGCGAUGACAUCUGA